AUGGAGUCAACAGUGAUCUCCGCCAUGAAGGGCGAAAAGCUGAAAGACCCUCUGCAAUGGAGGAACUGGUUCGCACGAAUUAAGCUGUAUGCACGCCAGAAAAGGGUGUGGGACCUCAUUGACCCCCAUACCGAAGAAGGUUACCUCGAGGAACCAAUCAGAAGACCUCGAAGACCUCAAUAUCCAGAAGAUGGCAACGAAUCGGCGAAGAGAGAGUGGAGAGACCGCAUGGAUAUCUAUAAACUAGACCUAAGCGAAUGGGAACAACAGAGCAAGAGCCUAGACGCUGUUAACGAGUGGAUCAUCACCAAUUUGGAUCCAAUUCACCAUACUUCCAUGCUGAAUUACCAAACUCCGUACGAAAGGCUUGUAUAUCUCCAUACUCGAUUCGGAAGAGCCACAGCCGCAGAAGAAGACGUGCGUACGCAGUGGAAGCGAGUGUCUGCAUUACCACCAAGGAAAGGUGCAGAUAUCGACCAGUGGAUCAACGAAUGGGAUUCACUAAGAGAGCAGGGUGUCAGCCUAGACCUGCCAGAAAUAAAGAACGCCAAUAAGGAUUUCCUUCGUGCGGUCAAGGAUCUGCUUCCUAUGUGGUGGCAAUCCAAAUUCGAGGCAAUUGUAUUGCAUCAAGAAGAGUGGGAUACUCGCGAUUUGAUUGAAAAUUUUAGAGGAACCUAUCGUGAGAUACAUCCACAGAGAUCGACCGUUAGUACGAUCUCAAAAGCUUCUUUCUCAACACUGCAAGGAUUCGAAGAAGCAAAGCAAGAAGAUCAACAGCAAGCGCAAGCGCUACAACCGCAGCAACCACGAUCCUUACCACCGAUUCCAAAGCGCUGGUGCCCAUGUGGUAACAAGGCCCAUAAACCAUGGGACUGCUGGAUCAUCAACCGAGAGGCUUUCCCAGACAAACCUGUACUGAGAUGGAAGGUCAAACGUGUCGAGGAACGUCUUUCGAAAGAUGAAGCGUCGAAGACCUGGAUAGACAAGAUGGUCAAGGAUCAUAAUGAGAAGAACGGGGUCAACAAUACCAAGACGGCCAAUUCAACGCAGCUCUGGGGCUCGUACUUCACUAGUUUUCCAAUCGAGCAGGUGUACCAAAGCGUGAAAGCUGCAGGAGGAUCUAGUGAUGAUACUCGCAAGCGAUGGUUCCUAGAUACCGCAUCAUCAGUGCAUGUGUGUAACCAAAGGGACCUAUUCACCAAAUUCACUCCGAAGGCAGACAACCUAAGGACCGGAGACUCGUCUACCGCUGUGGAAGGAAUCGGAAGUGCCAUCAUGACUGGGAUAGGACCCGACGGGUCUAUUAGGCCGAUUCAGCUAAGCAACGUCGUGUAUUCGCCCGGAUUCCAUGCCAAUUUGAUGUCUUAUGCAGCGCUGAAAGAGAAGGGUGUUCGAUGGGACGAGGACAACGAGUGUAUUAAGGAUUCUGCUGGAGAACCGAUCGUCAACGUACGUCUCAUCAAACCGCUGAAGAUAUGGGGAUUCGAUCAACCAAACCAAUCUGUACCGGACACUACUGCACAUGCGUAUGCAGUAGGGACCUCGACCUCGAGGACCUCGGUAAAACCACUGGUUGCAGAAGCUUCAGCAGACCGCUGGCACCGACGACUAGCCCACGUAUCCAAACGUGUGGUUAAGAAGGCUACUGAGAUGGUGGAUGGUAUCCAAAUCAACGAAGAUCUGCCAGAUUCGUCACAAGAAGAAGAGGAAAGGGAACUCUGCCAGAUAUGCAACCUUGCAAGCGCACCACGCCAGAUCUCAAGACGACCUAUCGGUCGUAGUUUCGGGAAAUACGGUCGAAUCCACUUCGAUUUGGUGCAGUUUCCGCCUGGGUAUAAUGGCCACCAAUGGAUGACCCAUUUCUAUGUGGAAGGUAUCAGAUUCCACUGGUUGUACACGCAUGAACGGAAAUAUGAGUGCAGAGAAGCUGUUCGGAGGUUUAUAGCCCUUGUCAAGAACUGGUGGAAUCUACCAAUCAAGGCAUUUCACUAUGAUAACGAAUUGUCUGCGGGUGCAGAAGCUGAACGCUUCCUAAGCCACGAAGGGAUCGUCGUCUCACAGAUUAUCCCAUAUCAUUCGGAACAGAACGGGCCUGCAGAGCGUUCAGGAGGUGUCAUCUUGACGAAAUCGAGACAUCUGCAUAUCGAGAGUAAACUGCCGAAGGAACUCUGGCCAGAGAUGGUUAGUACCGCAGCAUGGAUUUUGAACCGAAUCCCUACCUACCUGAAGGACGAGAACCGCUGGAUUGUACCGUGGGAUGAAGCACGACAGGAUUUCGGCAGCGAAAGGAUGAAGAAGGCUAACCUUGCUAAUCUUCGCGUAUAUGGCUCGUUGACCUACUGCCGAAUUCGAAAGAUCCCACGCCUACAGAAGAUCUCUCCCCGCGCAGAGGUUGGAUUCUUGGUUGGAUACGUCGCUUCGAAUAUCUGGAAGGUCUGGUUUCCAUCGAGAGGAAAGGUCGAGGUUGUACGAGAUGCACGCUUCGAUGAAUCGAGAAGAUGGAGACCUGAUAUGCAGUACUGGCAAGAAAUCGCAUUGCCUGCGCCUGAACCGACGAUCUUGACCGACGAAGAGCACCUAGAUGUCCUACGCGAGGACCUCGGGAUACCUGAAGAGCCGUCAACAAACCGAAAUACAGAGGAGGAUCGGCAGCAAGAUCAUGACGAAGCUCAUCAGGAAGACCCUCUAGUGUCUGGGGUUGAAGAAGGGGAUCCUACAGAAGCUACCGCUGAACCUCAGGGGGUGGUUACACUCAUUACCCCGGAACCUGACGAGAGAGACCGCCUACAGGCAGAUCAGGGUCACCAGACUGAGACCUUACCAGGCUCAUUUCCAAUCGAAGAGCCUCCAAUUUUGCCUCCGAGUCCCGCCGGAGAUCAAAGUACCACUGCGUCUCCUACUGCAGCUGGUCAGGGGGUGGACAACCAGCCAAUAUCCCAGGCUACCAACCAGAGAUCUUGUCUUAAUGAAGACCAGCCGCCAGAGCCGGAGAUACCGCUUGAAUCUCUCACGGAAGAGAGUACCCAAGAAGAAGAAGAUUCGCUUUCUGAUAGCGAGCAGCAACUACACACUGAGCUACACACACGAAGAAGCGAUGGAAUCGACACUGCCAAUAUCCUCGAGGGUAGCAGAAGAAGAAGACCGAGGGUAAACCCUGACUACCACGCAUACGCCACUAUCCAACCAGCCGUCGAAAACGAACCACCUGAAUUGCUUCGCACGUUCGCAGCAGCGUUAUACACCGAGAAGCCGAUUCAACGCCACAGAGACGAUCUACCACCACGUGCGCUAUAUGGAUUGCGCAUCUCACCAAAGCUAUGGCAACAAGAAGCAUCUCGAGUACUCGAGAAACUAGGUCUCACACCAAUACCAGAAGACCCCUGUGUCUUCGUUUCACACGGAAUCAUCGUCUUCUUCUAUGUUGACGAUAUCCUCAUUGCCAAUCACCCAUCAGUGCGCGAGAAAGCUAAGCAGCUAGAAAAGGAUCUCGAGGCACACUGGGAACUCACAGACCAUGGGGAAGCUGAAUGGUUCUUAAACAUUCGAAUCAUCCGUGACCGCAGAGAAUAUAAGCUUUGGUUAUGCCAGGAUGCCUAUAUCAGCAGUAUGGCAGCCCGAUACAAUCUAACAGACCGUCCGCCGGUCUACACACCGUUACCAGUGGAAGAAAUGAAGCCAUACGAUGGCACUGCGACACCUGCCGAGAUCAAAUUGUACCAAGGAAAGCGAAAGCAGCUGCAAAGCUAUCGCAAUUUCUUCGAAAUCCAAGUCCACAGCACCAACGAGCGGUUGAUAGAGUGA
This is a messenger RNA of Penicillium cataractarum, 3801 nucleotides long. RefSeq lists its product as uncharacterized. Lineage: Eukaryota; Fungi; Ascomycota; Eurotiomycetes; Eurotiales; Aspergillaceae. Gene Ontology annotation, biological process: DNA integration. Gene Ontology annotation, molecular function: nucleic acid binding. The coding region runs from base 1 to 3801 and encodes 1266 amino acids. The transcript is spliced from 3 exons. The record is from RefSeq and is a predicted model, not a curated record.